Messenger RNA from Cuscuta epithymum, 1116 nucleotides. The record is from the annotation of a GenBank genome assembly. NCBI's taxonomy places the organism in Eukaryota, Viridiplantae, Streptophyta, Magnoliopsida, Solanales, Convolvulaceae.
UUAAAUAGUUAUUUCUUAUCACACCAACUCAAAUUUAUAAUAAAAAUGAUAGAAAGUCAUUAUCUGUUUCAAAUUUGAUCAUUCAAAUAAUAAUAAAUUCAACUCAAACCAUCAAAUUAAUCUGAUUUGAUGGUCAAAUAUGAUGCUUUCAUAGAUACAUCGUACGGUGUCCAGUAGCAUUGGAAGCUUGGUCUGUUAUUGGUUGGCAACAGCUCCGUCAACUGGCGAAUAGUUUUGAAGAAUGGCUGCAACCGGUUAUUUCAGUCUAGGGGGGAGUUGCAGAGUGUUGUUUGGUGGUGUCGGGGGCUAUGGAUGGAGCGGAAUCAGAGGGUUUGCCAGAAGGCAUCACAACGGCCUGCUCAAUUUAUGUAUAGAGCGAGGGCGUUUGUUACAGCUGGGUUCAAGCUCAAAAUCAAAGAGGAUGCACAGAGAGCACGAUGCAGAGAGGAGUUUUACACUGGAGGCGUCCGACCCGUGGAUGGACGAAGUUUAAUAUUGAUGCUUCUACAGGAGGCAGGUGCUACGGGCUGGGCUGCGCUGGGUUCUCAGGGACGACUCAGGAGAAUUUCUGGUCGGAGGAGCAAAGCUUUGGGAGAGUCGGGGUUCUUCCUUAGAGGCCAUACUGUGGGUAUACGUGAAGCGCUGAAUUGGUUAAAAGAAAAUAAUUGGGACUUCGUGGAAAUUGAAUCAGAUGCAACAUUAGGCCAUUAGCUAUCUCAGAAAUCCUGAAUGGUUCGAGCUAGGGGUGCAAACGAGCCGAGCCGAGCCCGAUUUUCUACAGGCUCGAGCUCGAGCUCGAAAUAUAUAGCAUCGGCUCGAGCUCGGGCUCGGCUCGAACGAGCCUACAAAAUCGCGGCUCGAACUCGACUCGCAGAAGGCUCGGUUCGACUCGGCUCGGCUCGAGGCUCGAUAACCAUUAUGAUGCUCCAUAAUGAGUCCGUAGUAAAAAUUCACUGUCAUCGGCCCAUUCUAAAUUUUUCUACUGAGUAGUAACGACCUAAGCCUAAAAUAUUAUAAAAUUUUACUAAUCAGCAUAUAUUAUAUACUCCCUCCGUCCCAUUUUAAAUGUCCCGUUUUACCAUAUUGGGAUGUCCCUAUUUAAUUGUCUCAUACCUU